This is a messenger RNA of Laetiporus sulphureus 93-53, 1383 nucleotides long. RefSeq lists its product as uncharacterized. The coding region runs from base 105 to 1160 and encodes 351 amino acids. The record is from RefSeq and is a predicted model, not a curated record. Lineage: Eukaryota; Fungi; Basidiomycota; Agaricomycetes; Polyporales; Laetiporaceae. The transcript has 5 exons. Gene Ontology annotation, biological process: regulation of DNA-templated transcription. Gene Ontology annotation, molecular function: sequence-specific DNA binding; DNA-binding transcription factor activity.
CCCGCGGACGCGGGCUGCAACGACGGCGUCGAUGAGGUCGAUAGUGCCCUCGGAGGGCAGGGGACGGCGAGGGGAGGGCGUGCGUCGGGGAAAUACCAAUAUCGAUGGAGCAAAAAAGGGGAAUUCCGGAGAGGAUAUGGGAGGGGGCGUGGGAGUAUUUACGUAUUUGGCGGAGAGGGACGAUUGCAUAUAGACUUGCUCUGAAAUCUGCACGCCAACAACUCUUCCAGUCCCCCCAACUCCCCCCGCCCUCCUCCCUCCACCUCUCCUCCUUCGCCCGCAACAACACCCUCCCCCCCAUCUCCCACCUCCCCUCGAAUGCACGAUACCCCCCGCCCACCUACCCACACCCCUCGCUCUCCAACACCGCAGCUCAGCUCCCGCCCCCGCCCCUCGCCUCUUCGUCUACACUCCCCUGGCCCUCGCGCACCAGCAGCUCGCGCGACGAGCUCUCUCCACCACUACGACCCCUGUCUGACUCGAGGCCAGCUAAACGCAUGGAGCGCGAAGACCGGCAACCAGCUCCGGCUCCACAGCAGGAGCACGCCGUCAAGCAUGAGGGCGAGGACGGCAUGCCAUCCACAAGCGAUUUUGUCAAGAAGCUGUACAAGAUGCUCGAGGACACGUCGUGGUCGCACGUCGUUUCGUGGGGCCCUCAGGGCGACUGCUUUGUCGUCAAGGACAUGAACGAGUUCACAAAGUCCAUCCUGCCCCGCAUGUUCAAGCACUCCAACUUUGCAUCCUUCGUCCGACAGCUGAACAAGUACGACUUUCACAAGGUGAAGAACUCCGAUGACAAUCAGUUCGGCGAACACAGUUGGACGUUCCGGCAUCCCGACUUCCAUGUAGACCGGCGAGAUGCGCUCGAGAACAUCAAGCGCAAGGUGCCGGCCGCGCGCAAAUCCAACGCGCGCAAUCCGUCUUCGCCCUCUCCGCCCAACGCGACCGUCGAAGCGCUACAGGCGCAACUCGAACGGCUCACGCGCGACCAGGAGGAGCUCGUCGCACACGUGCGCAACCUCGAGACCAACUACCAGAACGUGCUCGGCGAGAUGGUCAACUUCCAGCGCAACAUGGCGCAGCAGGACGGGUUGAUGCAGAACUUGAUACAGUACUUUUUGCAGCUCGAGAAUGGUGGGGGAUCAUUUAAUAGUACAUGAGCGAAACCGGACACUAAGCGAUCCUCUCUUCUUCCCCCUUUUUUUUUACAUGUUGCCCGCAUUGCACACUAUGUUGUAUCACAAAUCUCUCUCGCUCUCGCUCUCGCUGUCGCAAUAUUUCCUCUCGACUCGAUAAUCCAAAUCAUCGCCCUAAUCAAAAAAACGAAACUUCACUUCUUCCGGACCCGAAAUCAAUCGCUCGCUGGAAAACGCCAAACCUUGA